GGUGUGUGAAUGGGUGGGGAGACAUGGAUAUCAAGGGACGACUGAACAGGCUUCCUGCUGCUGGUGUGGGUGACAUGGUGAUGGCCACAGUCAAAAAAGGCAAACCAGAGCUCAGAAAUAAGGUACAUCCAGUGGUGGUAAUUCGACCACAAAAGUCAUACCAGAGAACAGAUGGUGUAUUUCUGUAUUUUGAAGACAAUGCAGGGGUCAUUGUAAAUAAUAAAGGGGAAAUGAAAGCUUCUGCCCUUACAGGACCAGUGGUAAAGGAGUGUGCAGACUUAUGGCCCAGGAUUGCAUCCAGUGCUGGCAGUGUUGCAUGAUUCUUCGGUGUAUUUGUAAAAAAUAAAAACUUAUUUGUUCCCAUAAAAAAAAAAUU
Molecule: messenger RNA, 376 nt
Organism: Erinaceus europaeus (western European hedgehog)
Lineage: Eukaryota; Metazoa; Chordata; Mammalia; Eulipotyphla; Erinaceidae
Product: large ribosomal subunit protein uL14-like
Exons: 1
Coding region: 24-320 (98 amino acids)
Biological process (GO): translation
Cellular component (GO): cytosolic large ribosomal subunit; ribosome
Molecular function (GO): structural constituent of ribosome; large ribosomal subunit rRNA binding
Source: RefSeq, a predicted model, not a curated record